This is a messenger RNA of Solanum lycopersicum (tomato), 2414 nucleotides long. Its product is annotated as BTB/POZ domain-containing protein At5g03250-like. Lineage: Eukaryota; Viridiplantae; Streptophyta; Magnoliopsida; Solanales; Solanaceae. The record is from RefSeq and is a predicted model, not a curated record. Gene Ontology annotation, molecular function: protein binding.
UUUGAUGCGCGAGAUACAUUAAUUUGAUGCGCGAGAUACACUAAUCUGAUGCGCGAGGUACAUUUUAUACAUGAUACACUAAUCUGAUGCGCAAAAUAUAUUAAUGUGAUAUGCGAGCUACACUAAUCUAAUGCGCGAGAUACAAAUCAUAAUCCGACCUAUUAAAUUUUGGACGGAUCGAACAGGUUCCCAAAAUAGCUAAUUUAGUAGACUAAAUCCACACUGAGCGAGUAUUAUGGGGGAGUAGGAGGACAGUUGCAACCAAAAAAAAAAAUUCCCUUUAGACUAGGUACUCACUUAAAAUUAUGAUGAAAUAAAAAAAAUUAAAAAAUUAAAAUAUUAAAAAUAAAUAAAAUAAAAAGGAUAAAACUUCAUAGUUACUUAAAAACAACUACAGUAAAUACUAAAAAUUCUUUUUUCCUUAUAUAUAUAUAUAUAUAAUUCUAGAGUUAUUUUUUGUGUUUCUUUUUUAAUACAAGGAAACCUAAGUAGUACUCUUUCUAUAUAUGACUUAUAAUUAGUGUAAUUAUAUUCUUAGCAGAAAAGGAUUAAAUUAAUGGCUCUUUUGAAGCUUGGUUCUAAAUCUGAAGCCUUUUGUUGUGAAGGCCAAGCUUGGCGAUGUAAGUCAGGACUUCCAAGUGACAUUACAAUUGAAAUUGGAGAAAUGUCAUUUUAUCUACAUAAGUUCCCUUUGCUAUCAAGAAGUGGACUACUAGAAAAGCUGAUGAAUGAAUCAAGAAAAGACGAUGAUAUAUCGUUAUGUGUUAUUCAGCUUAGUGAGAUACCUGGUGGAGCUAAAGCAUUUGAGUUAGUAGCAAAGUUCUGUUAUGGUGUUAGAUUUGAACUUACUCCUCUAAAUGUAGUUGCACUUCGAUGUGCAUCUGAGUAUUUGCAAAUGACAGAUGAAUAUGGUGAAGAAAACCUCGUAUCACAAACCGAGUCAUUCCUUAAUGAUGUUUUUAGUAAUUGGACAGAUACAAUCAAAGCAUUAGAAACUUGUGAAGAAGUGUUGUCAUAUGCUGAAGAGCUUCACAUUGUGUCGCGAUGCAUAAAUUCAUUAGCGAUGAAAGCUUGUAGUGAUUCUAAGUUGGUUAAUUGGCCUGUGAUGGAGAAUGGUAACGAUAGUGGUGAUGUAUGGAAUGGUAUAAGCACGGGGAGUAAGACACAACCGAUGAUGACUGAUGAUUGGUGGUACGAGGAUGUGUCAUUCCUCAGCUUACCUUUGUAUAAACGUUUGAUUCAGGCUGUUGAAGCUGGAGGAAUGAGGGCUGGGAACAUAUCGGGUGCACUCGUGUUUUAUGCAAAGAAAUAUGUUCCUUUAAUGAAUAGGCAAUCGAGCUUUAAGGACGUUACUCAUGCUAAAUCAGGUUCUACUCCGUCUGAGGCUGAUCAAAGGGCGCUUUUAGAAGAGAUUGUUGAGUUGUUACCAAAACAGAAAGGUGUAACGGAGACUAGAUUUCUCCUCAGGCUGUUACGUACUGCUAUGAUGUUGCAGGCUAGUCCAUCUUGUCGAGUAAAUUUGGAAGGAAGAGUCGGGUUGCAGUUAGAUCAGGCUAUACUUGAUGAUCUGUUGAUACCAAAUAUCGGUUACACAGUUGAGACUUUAUAUGAUAUCGACUGUUUUCAGCGUAUUCUAGAUCAUUUCUUGUUAAUAGAUCAGGCUUCAGCUGCAGUAUCUCCAUGUAUAAUGGAAGAGAAUCAGUUGAUUGAAGGUACUCAGUCUUUGGCUUCAAUAACAAGAGUGGCUAAUCUCGUGGACUCGUAUCUUGCUGAAGUCGCGCCUGAUGUUAAUUUCAAGUUUCCAAAAUUUCAGACUCUUGCUUCUGCUAUCCCUGAAUAUGCCAGGCCUGUCUCCGAUGGUAUCUAUCGUGCAAUCGAUAUAUAUUUGAAGGCACAUCCUUGGCUUACAGACAUUGAAAGAGAGCAAAUCUGCAGGCUAAUGAACUGCCAGAAGCUGUCGUUAGAGGCCAGCACCCACGCUGCUCAAAACGAGAGGCUUCCCCUAAGGGUGAUUGUUCAAGUACUGUUUUUUGAACAGCUACGUCUACGUACAUCAAUCUCAGGAUGGUUCUUUGUGUCGGAAAACCUUGAGAACUCCCAAAAUGUUAGCGGAGCAAUUGGACAACACGGGGACAAUGGUACACGAGGCAGAGGAAGGAGCGUUGAGGACAUGAGGGAACGUGUUUCCGAGCUUGAAAAAGAGUGUAACAACAUGAAGGAAGAGUUCCAAAAGAUGGUGAAAACAAAGAGGAGAUGGAGUAUAUUUUUCAGGAGGAAAUCUCAGUGUAAUUCAAAAUCAGGUAAGCCUAGUGAAGAUGCAACAUCUCAAAAUGUUCCAUCAAAAGUUUAAACACUAAUAAAACUGUUUUUGGAGUUUCUCAAUAUCAAUGAUUUCAAACUUUUUUGUUUUCACA